Messenger RNA from Triticum urartu, 778 nucleotides. RefSeq names its product glycine-rich protein. Gene Ontology annotation, biological process: endoplasmic reticulum calcium ion homeostasis; calcium ion transport. The record is from RefSeq and is a predicted model, not a curated record. Gene Ontology annotation, cellular component: Golgi apparatus; endoplasmic reticulum membrane. Lineage: Eukaryota; Viridiplantae; Streptophyta; Magnoliopsida; Poales; Poaceae.
CAAUAAACGAGGCAAGCACGGCAACCCUCUCGAGCCCAUUGGUCAGGUCAGGUCUUCCCACGCGGAAGGACGAGGAAGGUUCACGAAUCCCCUCCUCACUUCGUCCCUCCCCCUCUCCUAUUUCUUCUCUCCGGACCCCGGGCCAAAAUUUCAUCCUAAGUUCCAUCGAAGAGGGCGGCAAGGGGGCGAUCCGGAUAGCGCAAGCGCGACCAUGGCCUACGUCGAGAGAGGUGUUGUGAAAGGCAAACGGACAAUCUGGAGACUAAGCAUAAUCCCUGACUUCUUUAAGGCUAUUGUGAACUUCAUCAGAAUGUUCUUCCUCACAAUGUUUUCUAUCGAGAAAACAGACAGCUAUAAGAAAGGAUAUGGUAGUGGUAAGAAGUGGGAUGGUGGACCUGGUGGGGGAGGUCCUGGUGGGGGUCCAUAUGGUGGUGGGGGCGGCGGCGGAGGUGGCCCUCGCGGUCCUCGCACACUAUCUGACCUCCGAUCAAACGAUCAGAGUUCCCUCCCUGCUUGUGGAUCCUGCUGCGGAUGACAUCCUAACAAAAGAACAAUGAUUAAUGCAGAAGAACUACCGUAUUUCAAUUUCAGCAGAGCAAAAUCAUUGCGACGCUGUGAAGAGUCUAGCAUGUCGAGUAUAUAUAGCUUGUUUCUGAUGUGAUUUGCACACUGUAUUCAUCAUCGCUUUGCCAUACUGAAUUGUCCUGGAUGGAGUCAAAAUCUUAUCCUUAUACUGGUUUCCUGUUGUGCAAUGUGAAUUUACUAUACCUUCUGUCUA